Laccaria bicolor S238N-H82 is the source of this 1218-nucleotide messenger RNA. RefSeq lists its product as uncharacterized. NCBI's taxonomy places the organism in Eukaryota, Fungi, Basidiomycota, Agaricomycetes, Agaricales, Hydnangiaceae. The transcript has 10 exons. Bases 1 to 1218 code for a protein of 405 amino acids. The record is from RefSeq and is a predicted model, not a curated record.
AUGUCCAGCGCAGAGCCAACGUUUCAGAAAGCCAUUCGCUGGCAUCCUCCCUCAUAUGACAUCAGAGUCGAGUCGAUCCCUGUCCCACAAAUUCAACACCCGGACGAUGCGAUUGUCAAAGUCACAUUGGCUGCACUUUGCGGAAGUGAUCUACACAUUUACAGGGGUCAUGGUGGUGUAGACAAAGUACACACUUGUGGCCAUGAGUUCAUAGGCGAAGUUGUCUCGCUUGGGUCGAAUUUCGGAAGGCCCGCUUUAUAUGCUCAGCUGAAAGUCGGAGACAGGGUUGUAUCACCGUUUACUGUCAAUUGUGGCGAAUGCAGUGUAUGCCGACUUGGCUACACAGGAAGAUGUCCCGAGGGUCUCCUGUUUGGAUCACCGAACCUGGAGGGCGGUCAAGCACAAUAUGUCCGCGUACCAAAGGCUGGUGGUACUCUUUUCAAUCUCAGCGACCCCUCCACAUGGUCCAGCAGCAUGUCCAAGGACGAGAAGGAAAAGGCUUUGAUUAAGCUCACCGACAGUUCUCUGCUCAUGCUAGCUGACAUUCUCCCCACUGGCGUCUUUGCUGCGCUGCAAGCGAUUAACCACCCAAAGGUCGCGCCAGUAAUAACAGGUCGGCCAUGGCCACUAUACAAAGUGUUGACCGUCGCCAUUAUCGGUUUGGGUCCCGUUGGCGUUUGCGCCGCCAUCAGUAUGCUCGACGCUCUUACAAUACGCCAAGUCCCGUUCCGAAUUGUCGCCAUCGAUCCCGUCGAGGCACGGCGAGAGAAGAUGAAAGCUGUGUACACCACGAUUGUCCAGGCUGGCGAAGAAACUGGGGAGUUUGUAGUUUUAUCAAUCGAAGAAGCUAAGGAAAAAGUUGCAGACUGGACAGGCGGUGUUGGGUGCACGACCGUUCUUGAGGUUGUUGGAAACACAAGUGCACUCUCCCUUGCUUACGACCUUGUCCGCGCCUUUGGAAUAGUGGUAUCCGUGGGCGUUCACGGACCACCGCCGCUUCCUUUCACUGGUCGCCAGUGCUACAACAAGAAUGUUUCAUUGGACUUCGGAAGGUGCCCCGCUCGUGCGAUGUUCCCAUUAGCAUUCGAUCUUUUAGGUUUCAUCGGGGAACCGGCAAGCUUGAUCGACCGAGUCGUCGAUUUUACAGAAGCAGCCGAUAGCUAUCGCGCAUUUGAUAAGGGUGAGGUGGGAAAGGUCAUUUUUGAUCCAUGGAAGUGA